AUAUAAUAUAUUGUAUAUAUUUAUAUAAUAUAUUGUAUAUAUGUUUAUAAUAUUUGCGUCGAGCUAAAUGCUAACAUCACCUCCAUGUUUAGGGUUUAAAGAUUCAGCAUCUUCUGCCCUGUUGUUAAUGGGGGGGGUUUCUUUCUGACGAACCAGCAGGUGUUGAUUAUUAAUUUAAUGAAAGCCUCUAUUUGCCCCCCCCCCCGAAUUAAAGCUCUUAUUCUGAAAAGACUCGUGAGUCAGCCACAUGUUUUAUAACACCCACAUCCUGAUAGAAGGACCUCUUAUGUUCACAUCUCAUUUACUGUAUGACAUCAGACUUCUAUGUAAUAACAAAGCAGCAUGCUGAGGGGGGGGGCAUUUAUGUUAACGUGUUUUUUGGUCGCAGGCCUCCUACCGUCCCUUCCUGCGGCAGCUCCUGGAGGAGGUGUUCCACCCCGACAGACCCGAGUGUCCCGACAUAGAGCACACGUCCGGGGGCCUCACCGACCUGCUGAAGACCGGCUUCAGCAUGUUCAUGAAGGUGAGUCGUCCGCAUCCCGGCGACAACCCUCUGCUGCUCCUCUUCCUGGUGGGCGGAGUCACGCCUUCAGAGCUCCGCCUCAUCAGGGACACCGCCUCCACCCACAAACCGGGGACUCAGGUGCUGGUUCUGUCCACCAGGCUCCUGCGGCCCACUGACGUCCCCGAGCUGCUCUUCCCCCCACGCAGGAGGCCGCCGCCCCCAGCCGCCAUCUAGGAGAGAAAACCUGCGUCACAAGGACACGUGCGCCGCGAACGCCUCCCGACACCUCGCCGGGUCGUGAGGCGAGGCCUCGUUAAUGAGGGGGGGGGUUCCUGUGUAUCAUUCCACACGCGCCUUAUGUGGAAGAAGAUAUUUAUUUUUGUUGAUGGAACGAACAAAUAAAUUGAACAUUUCUGACA
Molecule: messenger RNA, 924 nt
Organism: Pungitius pungitius (ninespine stickleback)
Lineage: Eukaryota; Metazoa; Chordata; Actinopteri; Perciformes; Gasterosteidae
Product: sec1 family domain-containing protein 2-like
Exons: 3
Coding region: 512-739 (75 amino acids)
Source: RefSeq, a predicted model, not a curated record